UGUCGCCUGGCUGGCUGGCUGGCUGCUCCAAACAAGCUUGACCCAGAGGCCAGGAAAGGAGGGGAGAAAGACGCGAGACAAAACACACACUAAACGGAAUAAUCCGUAAGGCGUCUGGGGACAUUCUGACGAUAAGCAGUCCUGUUUCUGAGCUUGGGGGAUUCACUGAGUUUCUACCAAUGAACAACUAGAGCGUCACCUCUGGUCUUGGUGUGAUCGCUCACCUCUUCUAUCAAAAAACGCCCACAGGUGAAGUGUGUAUGGAGCAGUGCGAGAGCGCAGCAGCUCUGCUGGAGUCGGUCAGGGAGCAGGAGGUGCAGUUUGAACAGCUGACCAGGGCGUUGGAAGAGGAGAGGAGGAGAGUGGGCCUCUCUGCCACCAGCCCUUCGGCGCUGGGUCGCCCCCUCCCUCACACACAGAACGGGCGUUUAGGGGAUGCGGACAUCGAGCGACUGAAAUUGACAGACUCCUACAUACACAGCACACAGUACAGAAUGGUGGACCCAGCACACGGCGCUCUAGACGAGAGCUACACACCAGAGGACGACUCCCAUGAAGCACAUUCUGUCUUUUCUGAAGAAGGAACCACACGGCGGCUUGACAAUGGGAUGAAGAAACCCAUCUCACGCACAGUCCUGCCAAAUGACUCAAUGUCCAUCAAUGGCGGCAUGUCUAUGUCCGGUAUGUGCGGCUAUAGCGCAACACUGGACCGUCCAUACAGACAGAUGGGAGGGGACUACCCCACUGCCACGGUGCCCAGAAACUACCACUACGGCCCUGUAGGAGUUUAUGAUGACUACAGGGGAGGACCGCCAUCAGAGGCAUACACAAGCUUGAGCAGGGGCUCGCACAUGGACGAUCGCUACAGGCCAGUUGAUGGCUACAGAACUCUUGAUUCUGGUUACCGGGCCCCGAGCCGCCAGCAGAUGGACCCCUAUGCAGCACAGCCUCAGGUGGGCAGGGGAAUGAGGGCCAUGGGCUCAGCAAUGGAGAUGCGAUACGGCCAAGGACACUAUGGUCUGGAAGAUGACCAGCGUAGCGUGGGCUAUGAAGAGUACAGCAUGGGGCCUCCACCCAUGCACCCUGGGGGUUACGGCACCAUGCCACGGCUGGGUCCUGGCCCAGGUGGUAUGGACAGGCGAAGACUAAGGAGCUUUGAAGAUACUCUGGAUGGUGAUAUGGGAGGAGUUGAUCCAUACGCCUGGGGUGUUCCCAUGACCCUGGAGCGAGGGAGCAUGGCUUCCUUAGACAGCACACUGAGGAAAGGUCCUCCCUCCUCAUGGAGACAACCAGAGCUGCCAGAGGUGAUCGCCAUGUUGAACUACCGCUUGGAUCCUGUCAAAACCAAUGCAGCGGCCUUCCUUCAGCAUCUCACAUUCAAAAAUGACAAGGUUAAGUCAGAGGUGCGGCGCCUGAAGGGUAUCCCGGCCUUAGUGUCACUGCUGGACCACCCCAGCAAAGACGUGCACCAUUCAGCCUGCGGAGCGCUAAAAAAUAUUUCAUAUGGACGAGACCCAGACAACAAGAUCGCUAUCAAGAACUGUGAUGGAGUGCCAGCACUGGUCCGAUUAUUGAGGAAGACCCAUGACCAGGACCUCACUGACACAAUCACAGGCACACUGUGGAACCUCUCAUCCCACGAUUCCGUGAAGAUGGAGAUAGUGGACCACGCCCUGCACGCUCUGGCAGACGAGGUGAUAGUGCCCCACUCGGGCUGGGAGCGAGCAGACAACGGCAGAGAGGAAAGCUGCAAACCGCGGCAUCUGGAGUGGGAGACCGCCUUGACCAACACUGCUGGCUGCCUACGAAAUGUGAGUUCAGAGCGCAGUGAGGCACGGCGAAAGCUGAGAGAGUGCACAGGGUUGGUGGAUUCGCUGAUGUACGUCGUGCAGUCACAGAUAAACCGCAAAGAUGUGGACAAUAAGUUGGUGGAGAACUGCAUGUGCCUCUUAAGGAAUCUGUCCUAUCAGGUCCACCGUGAGGUCCCCAGCUGUGAACGCUAUGCAGAGACCGCGCCCAUCAACCAGGGCCCUGCACCCGGCUCGAACAAGGGUGGCUGCUUUGGCUCUCGAAAGGGCAAAGAUGAGUGGUUUUCUAAAGGAAAGAAAGAUGGAGAUGAUGAAAAUGCAGACCAAGUUGACAUUCCAAAGAGAACAAUGCCUGCCAAAGGUUACGAGCUAUUAUUCCAACCAGAGGUGGUUCGAAUUUACACGUCGCUGCUCAGAGAGAGCAAGAACCCUUCGGUUCUGGAAGCCGCUGCUGGGGCCAUCCAGAACCUGUGUGCAGGCAGAUGGACUUAUGGUCGUUACAUUCGGUCCACUGUACGUCUGGAGAAGGGUCUUCCCAUGAUGGCCGAGCUGCUGGCUCACGGCAACGACCGUGUGGUGCGGGCGAUGUCCGGAGCCUUGAGGAACCUCUCAAUCGACAACAGGAACUGUGAACUUCUCGGUUUGCAUGCUGUGCCCCACCUUGUGGCCAACCUGCCAGGAGGUCAGAACCAGUCGGGGCGUGCCCUGUCGGAGGAGACGGUGGUGUCUGUGCUGAGCACGCUCACAGAGGUGCUCGGCACCAGCUUGGAGGCAGCCAAGACCCUCAGGGCGUCGCAGGGCAUUGAGAGGCUGGUUCUCAUUAACAAAGACGGCAAGCGGUCUGACCGUGAGGUUCGAGGAGCAGGCCAGGUGCUGCAGCUGGUGUGGGCCCACAAGGACCUGCGUCGGCCUCUUGAGAAAGACGGCUGGAAGAAGACCGACUUCCAGGUCAACCUAAACCCCGGCACCACCAACGGCCCGAGCACCCGAGCCAAUGGCACCUACGGGGACAGUACCACACCACUACUGGACAGAGGGGAAAAGCGAAACAUGAUUCCUCUGAAUGACCUCGGCUCUGAGGCUUACUCGACACUGGACCAGAGGGAGAGGCGACACACUCUGGAUGACACCACAGACACUUUCCCGAGAGGGGUAUAUGGGGGAAGAAAGGGCUCCCUGCCUCUGUUGGACUCCUAUGAUGGUUAGCCCUCCCCCCUCUACCCCCCCCUCUCUGCAUGUAACAGCAUGAAAAACUGAUCGUAUGCAUCACCCAGACUGGGCCGUCCCCACCUGACCACUGAUUGAGGAGGGAGGGUCCACAUGCACACACCCUCCUUGUUGUCUCCUCCUCCAUCACCAACCGGACCAAUGGGAUCGGGAGGCGACCGUUUGGCAUCCAAAGAACGUGUUUGUGUUGCAGGCAAAGAUGUUGCAACACUAAUACAUACAAACCCGCUGUUUUGUUUCCUCUGACUUUUUUGGGGGGGAUGAUCAAUUUACUGUAGCAGCAGAAUUCAAGUCUGUGUUAAGUUAUGAAUCUGUAAAGGUAAUCAUCUUUGUUGACAAUCAUUUGAUUCUGGUGUUUUUCUGCUUUUGUAUUGUUUACUUUUAUCGUUGUGGUAAAGUUAUUUUUCUGCCAACGCCAGCAUCCUGACGAGGGGGUUCUAUGUAGACUGCAGUUUAGGGUUAUAUACUGUACAUACAAAGAGAAAAUGAGAUGAGUGCGUACAUUUUGGCUGGUUUAUUUAAAUGGUCCCUUCACGGGGAUCGCUGGGAUGUUGGGACGCGGCCGUUGGACCCGACAAGUCGCUGUCGUUGUUUGCACCGGAGUCGUUUUGUCAGGAAUGACUUCCUCUCGUUGCAAUGGGUGUGGACAAGAGAGCAGGUGUGUUUAUUUGUCAUACACUCAAUAUAUGUUUGUGUGCGUGUGGGAGGGAGAAAUGGUUUGAAUUUUUUUUUUUCUUUUUUCUUUUUUGUAUGGCCUGAUUCAGAACAAUACAUGUGUUCAUUUUGUUUCUUGUCAGUUUAGAUAUCUUGUUCUUCUCAUUUUUGUGUGUGUGUUGUGCAUUACCUGCGUCUUUUCUCCUGGGGGGAAAAAAUACCAACUCCUGUCUGCUAUUAUUUAAUCCAAACUCUGGCUUGAUGAUUGUGGGGCGUGAAGCUGGCAUAAAGUGCAACUAAACCACUGAUCACUUAUUCUUGGCUCUGCUAUUUAUGAUUCAAUUCCAUCUUUCAUUGACUGAAUACUUAUUUGACCUGGAGCCACUCGCACGUUAGAUGUUUUACCCCCCAAAAAAAGAAUAUGUGAGGUGUAUUUUCUUAGAGGAGACUGUCUGUACAAUUUGUGAGUUGCAUUUUCAUUUAGGAGGUAAACGAGAUGCAAUUUUUUUUUUUUUGGUCAUCUGUUUUGUACACCUUUUCUGUCGAUUUGUGAUUCACUCACUCUUUUUGGAGUGGGUGGGUGAGAUCCUUAUGCAAUUUAUUUUCCAUGUUUAAUUGACACCACUGUUCCCCCUCCUACUUUCUUCCAGUUCACCACAGGCAUAUAGUAUAUUUGUAAUGUUGCCUAUCCAUGUAAAAUUAUUACGUUCCAUUCAUACCUGCCUUGGCUCUGACAAGUUGCUUUUUUUCAAGAAAAUAUGUUACUGGUUAUACUGAUGUUUUGAUAAAUAAAGAUCUUUUCUUAGACA
Molecule: messenger RNA, 4498 nt
Organism: Phycodurus eques (leafy seadragon)
Lineage: Eukaryota; Metazoa; Chordata; Actinopteri; Syngnathiformes; Syngnathidae
Product: catenin delta-1-like
Exons: 22
Coding region: 261-3014 (917 amino acids)
Biological process (GO): cell-cell junction assembly; cell-cell adhesion
Cellular component (GO): cytoplasm; nucleus; plasma membrane
Molecular function (GO): cadherin binding
Source: RefSeq, a predicted model, not a curated record